AUGCCGGAAAAUGCAAAUCACAGUCCAAGAAUCUCAUUUUCAGACGACUUUUGCUACACUGGCUCCAUACCAAUCGAGCAAAGCCCAUUAAGACCUCCGUCGGAAUAUUCCAGCUUGAAUUUCGAUUUCUCAAUUCCCGGCGGCGUAAUCUCCGGCGAGAGCUCGUGGUCCGCCGAAGAAUUUUUCAACGACGGCAUGAUCCUCCCCACAGAAAUCAAAAAGUGUCCAGAACCGGGGAAAGAUAAAACCAGUUUACUCAAACCGGAGAUGAAUCCAAUCGGAGCUGUUAAACCGGUUCAUGAAAUAGAAGAAAUCGAUGAAUACGAAGAAGUAGCGGUGAUCGAAGAGAGACCCAAUGGACAGACGUUUAUGGGGUUUAAGAAAAUCAAAAAGAGACGCGAACUGGGGAUAUAUGAAACCGGUUUGAUCAAACCGGAUACGAAUCCAAUCGGAGAUGUUAAACCGGUUGUGGAAAUCGAAGAAAUCGAGGAAGAUGAAGUAGCAAAGGUGACAGAAGAGAAACCCAAUACAUUAUCGUUUUGGGGGUUUAACAAAAGAAGCAACAGUCUCAAAUCCGAGUUUGGUUUGCCUUUGCUUUCGAAAAACCCGACCGGUUCGAAUUCUAAACAGACAGAAACUAAGAAGCUUCAGGUUUCGUCGUCUCUUUCUUCUUUUUCUUCGUCUUCUUCUUCUUCAAACUGUAGUUUUCAGCAGCAGCCAUUGAAGGAGAAGAACUAUAGAGGUUACAAUUACGGUGGCAAUGGAGGAGGGAUUAGGGUGAAUUCGAUUCUUGAUAUGAUUCCGUCGGGGAGUUUGUUUGGUUUGAGAUCGAUAAUUCUCGGUAGUGGAAGUGAAACAAGAAGAGUUCAAUGA
Molecule: messenger RNA, 873 nt
Organism: Eutrema salsugineum
Lineage: Eukaryota; Viridiplantae; Streptophyta; Magnoliopsida; Brassicales; Brassicaceae
Exons: 1
Coding region: 1-873 (290 amino acids)
Source: RefSeq, a predicted model, not a curated record